AGAUACAAUCAUGAAGAUAAGUCAAGUUUGUCAAAUAUGCAAUGAUAAUUUGAAAUUGGUUGCUAUAUGGACUGUUGGAGUUUUUCCUGUUGAGAGUGAUAAUCAUGAGUUAGAUUUUUCUUUGUUUAUUCCAAUAGAUGAUGAAGAGAAAGAUCCUAAUUCUUAA
This is a messenger RNA of Dentiscutata erythropus, 166 nucleotides long. Lineage: Eukaryota; Fungi; Glomeromycota; Glomeromycetes; Diversisporales; Gigasporaceae. The record is from the annotation of a GenBank genome assembly.